Euleptes europaea (tarantolino) is the source of this 1244-nucleotide messenger RNA. Its product is annotated as protein CC2D2B-like. The coding region runs from base 16 to 1224 and encodes 402 amino acids. NCBI's taxonomy places the organism in Eukaryota, Metazoa, Chordata, Lepidosauria, Squamata, Sphaerodactylidae. The record is from RefSeq and is a predicted model, not a curated record. The transcript is spliced from 10 exons. Gene Ontology annotation, cellular component: ciliary transition zone. Gene Ontology annotation, biological process: protein localization to ciliary transition zone; non-motile cilium assembly.
AUUUUUGAUGAAUUUAUGAUGGAAAAUCAUGAGGAUGCCUGUCCAAAGGGCUGCAGUGGUCACUCCUUUCUGAGAAAGAAUUGGCUUGGAUCAGUUAUGUUUCCUUUCUCUGCCCUCCUGGAACAAUCAAAGCUUGCAGAUCAUGAAGAUGAAUUGCUUUUGCAAAAAGCAAACAUUUUUAAGAAAACAUGCAAGGCGCUAUUUCCAAAGAGGAGAAUAAUAACCUCAGUUUUUAACAAUGAAGGAAGAAAUAUUUUAGUAACAAAGUAUAUCACCUCUCUGAAUCCACCACAGCUGUUACUAGAUAUGUAUUCUAAAGAUCCCAAUUCAACAGCUGACCUUAUAUCUCGAUUUGUGUCCUUGAUUCCUUGUAUAUCAGACACAGUGGACGAAAACAAUGGCGUCGAUGUCUGGAUUACAGCAGAGCACUGUAUCAGUUUGGGUGUUGGUAAUAAAGAAGAGCAUGCCGUGCUUCUCUGUAACUAUUUUAUGUAUAUUGGGAAGAAAGCCAGGGUGUUGUUGGGAACUUCUGUGUUAGAAGGGAACGUGGCUUAUGUGGUAACACAGGAAAAUAGAGAAUAUUUUCUGUGGAAUCCAUUGAGUGGCCAGUGCUAUAAGCAGUUUGAUGCAUUUUGCCCCUUGCAGAGUAUCGAUUGCUUAAUCAGUUGGGAAAAUGUCUGGUUCAACGUACAACAAAAUAAUUCACCAAUGUAUGUUAGUUUUGACAUUUCAAAGGAAGGUUUUUGGAAACAGUUUCUUCCCUACAAUUUUCAGCAUUCAAAAACACAGACUGUACAGCCAGAAGAGAUAGUAUAUGCUCCUACUAAUGAAAGUCUGGUAGAAGAGCUACAGAACAGGAUUGAAAAGACUUUAAAGAACAAAAUGAUGGAAUGGCGAUCCCAACUGCCAACUCGCUGGCAUCGACAGUGUACUAAUAUCUUACGACAAAUCCUUCCUAAACUGGAAUUAAGAAGUGGAGGCAUUUCUACAGAGAAAGAAGAAACUGAUUUGGAGUCUCUUCUGGGACAUUAUUGGGUUACAGGCUUUCCAAUCCAGAUGCCUUAUCAAAAUGUACCAUCAAUAACUGAGGCUGUUUAUCAGACAGGAAUUCAUUCUUCAGAGGUUCCCAACACAGAAUUUGCCCUUGCUGUGCAUAUUCAUCCGUAUCCAAAUAACAUAUUAUCUGUCUGGAUCUACUUAGUAUCUUUGGUUCGUCAUAAGUAAGCGUCCACAAAUCUUUUCUG